This is a messenger RNA of Octopus bimaculoides (California two-spot octopus), 2622 nucleotides long. Its product is annotated as histone-lysine N-methyltransferase NSD2. Gene Ontology annotation, cellular component: nucleus. NCBI's taxonomy places the organism in Eukaryota, Metazoa, Mollusca, Cephalopoda, Octopoda, Octopodidae. Gene Ontology annotation, molecular function: protein binding; histone methyltransferase activity. The record is from RefSeq and is a predicted model, not a curated record.
UAAAUAGCUACCCUACUACCUACAUACCUAACAAAAACUUUCAUUCAUCAUUCACUAAUUUUGUUGGCUGAUGGCAAGGUUCACCUUCUAUAUUUCCUACCACAUUAACAUGUUUGUGAGUGUAUAGAGGAACACAAAUUUAAAUGAUAUUAACAAUGGAAUUGUUUUAAAGUUCAUUUUGAACUUUAAACUGGCCAAUUAACCCUGAUGAAUGGUAUUAGUUCAACUCUAGUUACCCAGUUGCCUCCAAUCCCCGCAGUUGGCGUGAAUCCCAAGUUAACACCAAAUCCGAUUAGUCUAAGUACGGGCUUGAACAGUGAACAGGCUAGCUACCCAGUUUUGCAUUUCCAGUCCCCAUUAAAAACAUCCCCACCGGAAGGAGGAGGAGAGCGAGAUGGAAGAACGAGCGAACCAGUUUGUGAGAAACAGCAGAUUGAAGUGCCAGCUUUGAUGUCAAUGGACCAGUCCACUCGUAGAAGGAUCCGUCAUGUGCCGAAACAUGAGCCGUUGAGCGAGAGUACCGCUAUCACUACAACAUCUACCACCACCAGUGCUACUAUUGCUACAACUACUACUGCUACUGCUAUUGUUAAUAGUACGUCAGAUGACAAGAUGAAGGUUCCUGUUAAAGAUCCUACUUCUAAAGUGGAAACAACCUCGAAGGAGAACCAGAGUGUUCAGAAAAAGACUGAUCCGUUGUUGGAAAAGCAUGAGAAACCAGCCAAGUGGUUUGUUGGCGACCUCAUUUGGUCAAAAGUAUCUGGUCAUCCUUGGUGGCCCUGCCUUAUUGCUUGUGAUCCCGUUGAAGGGAUCUAUACCAAACUGUGUGUAAAAGGCAAAGGAUGUGUGCGGAAUUACCAUGUGCAGUAUUUUUAUGAUGAACCAGAGCGGGCAUGGGUGAGUGAGAAUGCAACACUUGGAUUUGAAGGGAAAGACAAAUUCUUCAAAUAUGUAGAAGAUAUGCUAGAAAGGGCACCUGCUAAACAGCGAUCCCAGAUUUCACAGAAAUAUGGAGUCAGCAAACACAAGCGCCCAGUUUGGGACCGUGCUGUUCGUUCAGCAGAAGUAGCACUGCCUUUAUCCCACUCUGAACGGAAACUCUGCUACAUAAACAACUUUGACAAACAUCCUGAAAAGAAGAAGCAAGAGUCUCCGGAAAAGUUGGCAGUUGAGGUUAGCAAACCAGACAAAGCUGGUCCCAAAGCCAAGAAACAAAAGACUGAGAGUUCUAGUGGAGCUGGUGUUACUAGCGGAGGAGAUGGUGGUGGUAAAGUGAAAAUAGAGUCUUCUUCUGCCAGUAAAUUACCAAGUAUUGUCAAUGGAACUCUUGCUAAGAAACGCCACGCGUCACCUGGUAGCUUCGCCAAUGACUCUGACAGCAUUGCAUCACCGCAGCGGAAAAGGCCAAAAGCGGCCGGCGGUACUGAGUCAGGUGGUGGGGCUGCCGGUGGCAGUGGGUGUGUGACUACUCCGAAAUCAGGGAAAGAUGAUGGUUCUUUUGAUAUGUUCUGUCAGAAGCAUAGGGAGGGUGUUCUGUCUGAGCACUCGGACUUUGACGAGCAAAUGGUAGUUGAAUAUCUCAGGCAACAAUGGAGUAUGAUGAGCCAGAAGCAGAGAGCUCGUUACAAGUCUAAGUUUGGUGGUGGUGGUGGUGGAGGAGGAGGAGGUGUCAUUACAAGCAGAGGUACAUCAUCAGAAGAACCGGAAGUGAAAUUAGAACCCAUCAAUGUAGAUAUAAUUAAUUUUAAAAAAGGGAGUACCGUGAAGAAACCUACCUCUCACCCCAGCAGACCUGCACUGAAGAAAAGUGAAUCUGAUGAACAGACUCCAUCAAAAAACGAGGUGAAACUAAAGCGUUCACCUCGCAUCAGUAAACCUUCAAUCAAAAAACUGGAGGCUGAAGAGGACAACAAGCUCUUCACGGAAUACCAAAAGCAAAUGAUGUCUGGCAGUAUAAUGGAUAAUGACCAAACUCAAGACCAAAUUGCUCUCCAUAAAGGAGCCUCGACAGCUCGUUGUCCAUCGGCAGCUGUCGGAAGACGCAGCUGUACUGUCGCUAUAGACAACCGGACAAACAAUAUACUUAAUGUAACUCCACCAUCUUCAGCUAUUAAUUCCAAACCAAAUUCAACCAGAAAGAGGCGGAGUGUACAGAGCAAAGGCUUUGGCAGCAAGAUGUUUCAGGAUUCCAGUUCUUUAGCAGAACAUCAUCAGAUGAACAACAGCAGCAGCAAGAGCAUUGAUGGUCACGGCAAGAGUGCAGAAUUCAGGCAUGCUUCUUCUCACCAGAGAGGCCAGCUAAUUCCAAAAGUGGAGCUGGACAGAGACGGUGUGAAAUUACUUGUAAAACAGGAGGAGAAUAACGAGGAAGAGGGGCAUGAGGAGGAGGAUGAGGAAGAAGAAGAAGAGGAGGAAGAGGAGGAAGAAGAAGAAGAAGAAGAAGAGGAGGAAGAGGAGGAUGAUGAAUAUGAGUUGGAGAUCUUCAAACUGUCUUCCAGUUGGCCUGUGAAGAGAGAGAACGUGUGCCAAAUCUGCGAAAAACCUGGCGACCUUACUGACUGCGAAGGACCAUGUUUGGGUUCUUAUCACUUGUGUACAUUAAUAAGUAACUCAUUUAAAUGA